AUGGUUCAAUUUUGUACGAUGAAGCGGGAGACGUAUCGACGUUGGGCGUGUAGCACAAUGGUGCCGCUUUGGGUGGAGGAAGGCUCGGAGGACAGCGAGGAGGGGGGGCGGUCUCGACGAGCGCCGGCAGAGCACACGGCGCGGUGGCACGCGCGCCACCUGGAGCGCGUCGGCCAUCUGGACAGGCGGCGUGGCGGCGGUGUCGUGGGACGCUGGGUGCGGGCCGCCGCCGCGGGCCCCGGCCGGCCCAUCGUUCGCCUUAAACCAUGCCUCUCCGUUUGCCAGCUUGUCGAGCAACACUGCCCCUACUUCCUGCCUGCGGACCGCGCACCCGCAUACCCAACACAAUACGCCGGCGAGCCCACCUUUCUAUGCCUUGAUCCACGCAUACCGGAAACGGGUGCACAGUCAAACAAAUCCAACUAUGGAGCCGACGAAUGCUGUUACUGGUACUGCGAGAGGCGGCUCUGCUACCACUGCGAGACGCGGCUGAGCGAGGCGCCCCGGCCCGAGGCGGAACGCUGCUUGCCCGUCGAGGAGCGCACGGCCACGUGCUCGGUGCCCUACCAGGCGCCGGCCGCCGCCGCCGCGCCACCACGCCCCGCGCUCCUCCUAGCCUCUCUCGCAAUUACUAUCGCCAUGUUGAUUCGGACUCACUGGACACCAACCGUACCCCUAGUGAAUGUGCGCGAUUCGAGGUUAUAG
Molecule: messenger RNA, 705 nt
Organism: Melitaea cinxia (Glanville fritillary)
Lineage: Eukaryota; Metazoa; Arthropoda; Insecta; Lepidoptera; Nymphalidae
Gene: Mid1
Exons: 3
Coding region: 1-705 (234 amino acids)
Biological process (GO): calcium ion import across plasma membrane
Cellular component (GO): plasma membrane
Molecular function (GO): stretch-activated, monoatomic cation-selective, calcium channel activity
Source: RefSeq, a predicted model, not a curated record